UCGUUAAUGUCCGCAAAACGGCAAAAGCAUUGAAUCGCUCUGAAUCCCAGGAGGACUGGUUCUCUAAUCUUGUUCGUCGCUUUCCCUUCCGACUCCGAUCAAUUUCUUCUCCGAUUUCCUAAUUUGGCUCUUGCUAUCUCGAAUUCAACAUGGCUACUGCCGCCACUGGCGAUGUCGAAGCCGGGUUCGCCAAGCUUCAGGGCGAGGACUUCGAGUACUAUAUGCAAACCUAUUCUAUCAUCCUUGGGCGGAAUUCUAAAAAAUCCAGCGUCGACGUUGACCUAUCCAGCCUUGGCGGCGGGAUGAACAUCUCCCGCCACCAUGCCCGCAUAUUCUAUGACUUCACGCGUCGUCGUUUCGCCCUCGAGGUUCUCGGUAAGAAUGGUUGUCUUGUAGAAGGUGUCCUUCACCUUCCGGGCAAUCCACCCGUGAAACUCGAUUCCCAAGAUUUGCUUCAAAUUGGGGACAAGGAGUUUUACUUUCUGCUGCCGGUGAGGAGUAUUCUGGGAGGGCCGCUUGGGCCUAGGCAUUAUGUGAAUCAUUCAUCAAUGGCGGCCGGAGGGGCAGUUCCGCCGCACUAUAAUUAUCAUAUGGCCAAUGCUGCACCUGCGGCUGGAGCUUUGGUGAAGAAAGGCAGGAGGGAUUACUACGAUGAUGAUUAUGAGGAUGAGGAUGACAUUGGUGGCACUGGUAGCAGGGGGAAGAAGCUAAGGAGGGACGGGUAUGAAGGUUACGGGUAUGGCGGGGUAGGCUCGGGGGGCAAGACUUCACUUUCAGGAGCGUUGGAUAAGAAGGCA
Molecule: messenger RNA, 797 nt
Organism: Prosopis cineraria
Lineage: Eukaryota; Viridiplantae; Streptophyta; Magnoliopsida; Fabales; Fabaceae
Product: transcriptional activator FHA1-like
Biological process (GO): regulation of ribosomal protein gene transcription by RNA polymerase II
Cellular component (GO): nucleus
Molecular function (GO): sequence-specific DNA binding; protein binding
Source: RefSeq, a predicted model, not a curated record